Sceloporus undulatus (fence lizard) is the source of this 1168-nucleotide messenger RNA. RefSeq names its product NADH:ubiquinone oxidoreductase core subunit V2 (gene NDUFV2). The record is from RefSeq and is a predicted model, not a curated record. Gene Ontology annotation, molecular function: NADH dehydrogenase activity. Gene Ontology annotation, biological process: mitochondrial electron transport, NADH to ubiquinone. NCBI's taxonomy places the organism in Eukaryota, Metazoa, Chordata, Lepidosauria, Squamata, Phrynosomatidae. The coding region runs from base 406 to 1104 and encodes 232 amino acids. The transcript is spliced from 10 exons.
GCGCGAGGGCCUGGGCAGCUCCUGCUCCUUUGAAGGAGAAGGUUCUGUGUCAGGCGGAGGCUGGAGGCCGCCAUGUUGCUCUCCGCGCCUUUCCGGGCCGCCUUUGCGCGUUCGUUUGGACUGUACCAGAGAUGCCUGAAGAAGGAAGCAGAUUGAUUUGGCAAGAAUUUCUGCUGCAUUCUCCACUGUAGUUAUUUGACCUACCCAAGUUUAUGCCAUAAUGGAUAAUGGACAACAGUCAAAGGCUCCCUAUCUGACUGGCUAGGACUAAAAAGAAGCGAAUAAAAAGCAUGGCAGUGGGAAUUCUUAUUCUAAAUCAACGUGGGCAAGAGCUACAAAAAGAGUGAGAGUUGUGUGACCCUCCAUAUGUUCUUGGACUACAGCUCCCAUUAGCAGAGCAAGGGAAUGGUGGCACAGGUUCGCUGCCUUCAUACAACAGCUGCAUGCAGUGGUGGUGGAGGAGCUUUGUUUGUGCACAGGGAUACUCCUGAAAACAAUCCAAGCACCCCAUUUGAUUUUACACCUGAAAACUAUGAGAGGAUUGAGGCGAUAGUAAACAACUAUCCAGAGGGACACAAAUCUGCAGCAGUUAUUCCAGUCCUGGAUCUAGCCCAAAGACAGCAUGGAUGGCUACCUAUAUCUGCUAUGAAUAAGGUUGCUGAAAUUCUAAAGAUGCCUCCUAUGAGAGUUUAUGAAGUAGCAACCUUUUAUACAAUGUAUAAUCGUAAACCAGUUGGAAAAUACCAUAUUCAAAUCUGCACCACCACACCUUGUAUGCUGCAAGACUCAGAUAGCAUAUUAGAAGCCAUUCAGAAAAAGCUUGGUAUAAAAGUUGGGGAAACAACAUCUGAUAACCUUUUCACUCUGACUGAAGUGGAAUGUUUAGGAGCUUGUGUAAAUGCACCAAUGGUGCAAAUAAAUGAUAACUACUAUGAAGAUCUGACAACAAAAGACAUUGAAGAAAUACUUGAUGAACUGAAAGCUGGAAAAGUUCCAAAACCUGGACCAAGGAGUGGACGCUUCUCUUGUGAGCCAACUGGCGGGCUUACGUCUCUGACAGAACCACCAAAAGGACCUGGCUUUGGAGUUCGGUCAGACCUUUAGAACUGUUUUCUCAUUGUAAAAAAAAAUCUUCAAAAAUAAAAUCUAAAAUGUGGAUACAUUAAAA